CUGCAAGUGCGGAAGUAGAUGCUAGUCUACCCUCUCCUCCCCCGCACAGGCAGACGAGGAUAAGGCACAUCUACUUGCACCGCACUCCUCGCCCGUGCCACUGGCGGUACCGUUUCAGCAAUCAGUCUGUCACAUCCAUACAUCUCCAGCACCCACACUCUCGAUCAUCCGGCUCACUUGGCCCACUACAAAGAUGGCGUCUGAUCAUGACGCCGUCCAGGGCAACUUCGAAGUCAACAAACAAUGUAGAGAUAGCGAAGAACAAGAUGAAGCAACCUAUGCCGACAUCACCCUCUCCGCAGUCUUGUCUCUCUUCCCUCGGUCUCCCAUCUCCCGCGCAUCCGUACACGCUUUACCCGAGCUGAUUGCAGCAUUCGUUCACGUCUUCAUCCUCCUGCCCCUCUCCCUCGGUCUCGCAGUCACCAGCCACGUCUUUCUCAAUCGCUCCAUGUGGGCCAGGGGAGGUGGUCCACCUCGCCUCUCCUUCCCCGUGCGCCGAGCUCGCAACUGGUCGCUCCGCGAUACUGCCUCGGUCGCAGUCGUCUCACACCUCCUACCAGCAUUCACUAGACUGUCCCGUACUCAUCUCUGCCCGUCAGCCGAGAAGCUCAUUCCGUACUUUUCGCAGAGCCUCUUCGGCGUCAAGCAUCAGGGCUGGUCCAUUGGGGGCAUAUCCAUCACAUUGGAGGCGCUUCCAUCCGAAGUAGCAGUGACGGUACCUUCGCGCGCUUCUCAGACCAAUGGCAAGACUUCUCGCAGGGACGAACUACUUUCACGUAGUGCCGUCUUCAUCUGGAAGAGCCAAGCAAGCAAUGUACACCACCACGCUGUACAGUCCUUCAAGCCAGCCGUUUCCUGCGGCGGUAUCGGAGCAGGAGCAGCCAGGAAGGAUGAGCGGGUGAUACUGCUGUUGUCCGGGGCCAGCUACGCAGAUCGUGACCCCGUCGCGGGGCUCUUGGCCUGCAAUCUCGUCAAUCUCUCUGGUCUACGAACGCUUUGCGUCAACUGGCGCAAGCCAGUACCCUACUCCAGCGCUGGAGAGGGAGCUUUCCCCGCCGGCCUCAACGACGCUCUGCAGGCAUACGUUCACCUCGUGCGAACUCUCGGCUUCAAGCCAGAGAAUAUUUGUCUCACAGCCGAAGGCAGCGGAGCGGGCGUGGCGAUGGGAUUGAUGAUAUGGUUGAGCGCUCUGGCCAACGAUGGCAAAGGCGUCGACCUUGGUCGGCCUGGCAAGGUCAUAUUGUGGACACCCUGGUGCGACCUGACAAUGAGGAGUCCCACAUGGCAGACGAAUGCUGCCUUCGACAUCAUCUCGCCUCGUCUCUCUCGCGAAGCAAGGGGCUUCUACACCUCCUCUGCCCUUCCAGUCAGCGGCAGCAGUGUCUCUCCGAGUGCGUCAUAUCGCCUCUCUAAACUCCCUCGCGUGCCCUCUCAACAAGACUCAGACUCUGGAAUCGAGCUCGACUCGUCGUCCUCGAUGUCUCCUUCGCUGGAAGAUGAGUAUGCGCCUGCUGGGUCGUACGAUCAGCAGAAGUCCCUUGCCAAGCGUCUGUCAACACAGCCUCGCGAGAAAGCAAAGACUCUUCUGUCCUGCAUACCUUCACUUGGUUUGGAGCAUCCUCUCCUCAGUCCCGGUCUACCCAUUGACGAUUCACGACCGUUCAAUACGGCUAUUCUCUCUCUCUUGGGUAGAUCUACCGCCCCUUUCGGACCAUCUACAAUUCCAGCCACGAGGUAUCUCAUCUUCUGCGGAAAAGACUCCGUCUUUUGCGGUGAAGCAGCCUCCCUCUCCCGCAACCUCGACUCUGUCGCCAAGGCCCAAUCCGUACAGACCCAGGAACGAAAGCGCGCCGCCGGCUCAAACCGAUCACUAGAGGUUUCGCUGUUGGAGGCGAUUGAUACGCCCACACACUUCAAUGUACUCCCGUCGACGUUCAUGCCCCGGGCGCAGGAAAAAGUGGAUGAAGUCGUUCGAGGCUGGCUGCUUGGAGACCUCGCCUGACCGUGAUGUCUCACUUGUGCUCGUGUCUGGACUUUCUGUUAUAUACCCCAUGUCGUUAGUGGUGUCAAGCUCGCCCGCCGAAGCACCUCUACUCGUACUGUCUCUUCUUGUCGUCUUCGCAUCUAGAUCUUGUGUCUUUGGAUGUAUCGCAUUGCACUACAUAAUCACAUAUUACAUUACAA
Microstroma glucosiphilum is the source of this 2184-nucleotide messenger RNA. RefSeq lists its product as hypothetical. The record is from RefSeq and is a predicted model, not a curated record. Bases 194 to 2002 code for a protein of 602 amino acids. NCBI's taxonomy places the organism in Eukaryota, Fungi, Basidiomycota, Exobasidiomycetes, Microstromatales, Microstromataceae. Gene Ontology annotation, molecular function: hydrolase activity. The transcript has 2 exons.